This is a messenger RNA of Daphnia magna, 1110 nucleotides long. RefSeq lists its product as uncharacterized. NCBI's taxonomy places the organism in Eukaryota, Metazoa, Arthropoda, Branchiopoda, Diplostraca, Daphniidae. The transcript is spliced from 3 exons. The record is from RefSeq and is a predicted model, not a curated record. The coding region runs from base 23 to 1093 and encodes 356 amino acids.
ACAUGGGCAGCGGCACCGUUGAAUGUCAUUAAUUGCCCAUCCAGAACAGAAUACAGUCGUAAACACAUCGCAAAUCGGCGACAUGGAAUUGUUUAAACAUUUCACGCUCUGCUUCGUCGUGUUCAGCUUCCUCUUCAUUAGUCACGUCACUUCCAGACCAGAACCUAAUGGAGCAUCGCCUUUAUUCGGAGGAUUCGCCGUGGACUCAUCCGAGGAGGAAGCGGGAUCGGGUAAUCCCGAACAAGAUCGCAAAAUGCUGACGGGCGAACUCAUCCGAAUGGAAAGGCAACUGGAUAUGGAUAUCGAGAAAAACGAUCACUACGAAAUCAGGUACGCUUUGCUCAACCUGGAAAUGAGGCUCAUGCCCAGGAUGGCCAGACUCUCGAGGGAAAUCGACGCCAGUCUAAUCAACACUGACCAACGAGCUGGAGAAAGAAAAUUCCAAAAAACACUACAGGAAGAUAUCGCUCGCAUGAUGUACAAAGCUGGCGCACGAGCUUGCCUAUCGCCGGAGGAGACCUUCUACGCCCCUCUGAAUAAAUGCCUGCCUUUCGGACCUAACGCUCUAGCAUCCAACCCGUGCAAGAAGAAGGAUCAGAUCCUCUACGACGGUAAAAACAACGAAGGAUCUUGCGAUUGCGUCGAAGAUGAAAGGCAACUCGUUUACUACAACGGCGAAUGCCAUCGCCAAAAUGUGCGCGGACCUUGCUUGCCCGGCUCUUGGUUGGUCAUGACCAAUUCGACUCCCACCUGUGAAAUCCUUCCCGCUAACUGCACGGCCGAUGGAAAACACGUUUACUGGAGCCCCGAUUCGGCCAAGGUUCCAGCCGAGUGCCACGUUAUGGGUCAGCGAGGACCUUGCAGUCUAGGUCAAAUCAUCACGCGGGACAAUUCCGGCAUAGUCAAAUGCAUUUUCCCUCCCGAACCCGAAGUGACUACUCCCGCACCGGUGGUUGGCGUCACUAGCAAAACUGGCGCAACUGGUCCAACAACUCCUACACCGACUACUGAAACACCCAUCUCUUCGGUUUGGGAUCGUCCUAGUUGUUCCCAGGGCAGUUACAGAAAUCAAAACAAGAGAUGUGCAAUUUAAACACGGGGGGUAUAAAA